Messenger RNA from Symbiodinium pilosum, 915 nucleotides. The record is from the annotation of a GenBank genome assembly. Lineage: Eukaryota; Dinophyceae; Suessiales; Symbiodiniaceae.
GUCAGCAUUGCCCUGAAUGGCUUGGUGAGUCAUUUGGACAUUGCAGCAGGAACUGCGGAUGGCACCGCGCCACUUACACCGCGGCUUAGCGACGACUUUCCAUCUGUGCUGUCGCUCGUUUCUGGUGAACGCACCGACCUGGGCUACCAGGCAAUUGAGGUAAGCAAGGAACCGGGAACUUGCUUUGCCUAUUCUGGUGGCGGUUUCCUUGUCUUGCAGCACCUUAUAGAAGCCAUGGAAGGAGCAGCAGUGGAAGGCGUGUGCCGCCCCUUCCUGGACAUCACAGGGCUCUCAGACUUCAGCUUCAUACCCCAUGACCUGCCGCGUGCACUGGGUCGCUACGCCCUUGGUUUCUCAGAUACGGGUGACGUUGUUGCAGCGCCAACUGGCCGCCUGGCUUUUCCGCCGUUUGCUGCAGGAGCCUUGGGCACACCCCGUUCUUUAGCCAACUUUUGGGCAGAGCUGAUUGCAGCCUAUACUGAUACAGCUAGACUAACCCCCAUCGCACAUGCGACUGCAGUGGCAGUGCUGCGUGACAAUGUGCGCGACCUUGGCUCCGUAGACUUUAUGGGCGCGCGCAUGGGCCUCGGGGUUUUCGUCAUGGAUGCCGGACCAAAUAAGGUGGCCGUGCAUCAGGCGGCCAAUGAGGGCUUCCGCGGUGUUUACAUUGCUUGCUUUGAGGGCCCCGAUGUGGGCAAGGUGAUGGUUGUCCUCAGCAAUGGAGACAACUAUGCAGCGUUGCUCAAUGCUGAGGUAUCGCGAUUACUGCUACGAAGGUGGCAGUGGAAGGGCGUCAAUGGAGCUGUGCUUGAAGAAGACGCCGAGUUCAUUUUCCGGGACAUUCCACAGGAGCAGAUUGUUAAUCAAGCCUACAAGGCGCUCGUGUUCAGUGCCUUCGAACCUUCCCCUGCAUGA